This is a messenger RNA of Sphaerulina musiva SO2202, 1737 nucleotides long. Its product is annotated as eukaryotic translation initiation factor 3 subunit D. The record is from RefSeq and is a predicted model, not a curated record. Gene Ontology annotation, biological process: translational initiation. The transcript has 2 exons. Gene Ontology annotation, molecular function: translation initiation factor activity. Lineage: Eukaryota; Fungi; Ascomycota; Dothideomycetes; Mycosphaerellales; Mycosphaerellaceae. Bases 1 to 1737 code for a protein of 578 amino acids. Gene Ontology annotation, cellular component: eukaryotic translation initiation factor 3 complex; cytoplasm.
AUGCCUGGACUUCCGCCUGGACUGCUCGAGGCCAUUGAGGCGCUCCCUGCAUCGGACAGCUGGGGCCCGCCGACGACCACCGAGACCACGCUCAACGGCAUUCCGUAUGCGCCGUUCAGCAAAGGCGACAAGCUGGGUCGCAUGGCCGAUUGGACUGCCGAGGGCAAGGAAAGAGAGGGACGCGGCGGUCGCGCGCAGUAUAACAAUCGAUACCGCGAUCAGGUCUAUGGCGCGACCGGCCUGCAGACGGCGUUUCAGAUCGAGGGCACCAACGAGGAGAGCUCCUUCUCUCUGGUCGACCGCAGCCAGCCAACUACACGCGGCAGGGGCUUUGGCAGGGGCUCGGCUGUGUUUGGACGCGGGCGUGGUGCUCGAGGUGGCGCUCCUGGCCAGCGUGGCGGACGCGGCACCUUCCAGCGUGUCGGUGGGCGAGGCGGACAACAGCAGUAUGACUCGAGAGGUGGCAGAGGUGGUCGCGGUGGACGUCGUGGCGGCUGGAAAGACUGGGACAAGCCGCAGCGGAACCGAGAGGCGUCGGUGCAGCCCAAAGAUAGCUGGCGCAUGCUGGACGAGAUUGAUUUCAAUCGUUUGCAAAAGCUGAAUCUUGACACUGGAGAUGGCGAAGACUUGGACGACUACGGUUUCCUGUACUACUAUGACAGAGCUUACGACAAGCAGCCUGGUGCGCCAACGAGCAUGAGGAAACUCACCGUCCUGGACCGCGCUGCCUACAAUGUCACCACUUCGAGCGAUCCUGUCAUCCAGGAGCUGGCCGACAAGGACGAGGCGCAAAUUUUCGCAGCAGACAACAUUCUGUCUAUGCUCAUGUGCGCUCCUCGCAGCGUCUACAGCUGGGAUAUCAUCAUGCUGAAGCAAGGCAACAAGAUCUACAUCGACAAGCGCGAGGGCAGCAGUCUAGAUAUGGUCACAGUCAACGAGAAUGCAGCUGAUGCGCCCCUGGAGCUGAGUGAGGGUAAUAAAGACCAUAUCAAUGCUCCUGGUGCACUCAAAGACGAAGCCACGCACAUCAAUAACAUCUUCCCCCUGCAGGUCGUGCAAGAAUCAGAGACCUCGAAGCGCGACAUGAGCCACGAGCAUCCAUUCUACGACCCCGCUUCGGAGACUGACCCGCCCGCCAGCAAGGCCUACAAAUACCGUCGCUUCGAUCUUUCACUCGAAGCAGAUGCUGAGCCACUCCAUUUGAUUGUCCGAACCGAGCUUGAUGCAGUGGUCAAGAACAACAUUUCAGGCGAAGAUCAGUUUCUCACCAUCAAAGCUCUCAACGAGUUCGAUAACAAGGCCCAAGGCAGUGGAGGCGCUCUAGACUGGAGAAGCAAGCUCGCCUCGCAGCGUGGUGCGGUCGUUGCAACGGAAAUGAAGAACAACUCGUGCAAGCUUGCUCGAUGGACGACGCAGGCCAUUCUCGCCAAGGCCGAUCUCAUGAAACUUGGAUUCGUUUCACGUGCCAACCCCAAGUCGACAACCGAACAUGUUGUCCUUGGUGUCCUCGGCUACAAGCCACGUGAAUUCGCGUCCCAGAUGAAUUUGAACCUCAACAACGGCUGGGCAAUUGUUCGCACAUUUGUGGACAUGGUCAUGAAGGAAGACGAUGGCAAGUAUGUCCUGGUCAAGGACCCCAACAAGCCAACCAUUCGGCUGUAUAACGUGCCGCCCACUACGUUCGAGGAAGACGAUGUUGAGGCACAGAGCACGAUUCCAGAGGGUGAUGACGAGUAG